AUGGCAGGGUCGGUGUUGGUUUUUGAGUUUGACACGACAAUUAUCGAAUGCCACAGUGAUUAUUGGGUUGAGGAAGAGUUCGGUGUUACUGAUCUCUUCACUCAACUCCGGCCCAAUUUCCCCUGGAACACUCAUGUUUUUCGGGAUAGAAUGAUCGUGGAGGCCCAGUCGACGGAACUGGGCGACGAAGAAAAGCUUGGAGAAGAUGAUUUUCUGAUGCCAUGGAAGAAUUUUGCAGUGUGGGAGCUGGUUUGCAGCAAUAUAAAGCUUAUCAGAGCAAAUAUACACGAAUUGAAUGAUGGGGAGGAGCUAGGCACUGUCCUGUCCAAUUUAAUUAACAAACUCUUCAGUGAAGAGAACUGCGCUGCAUGUGGGUGUUAUCAAAUUGUACCAGUUGAUUGCAAAUUCCACAAGAGUUCGGUCUAUCCCUAUCAAGCCUUUUGA
Durio zibethinus is the source of this 444-nucleotide messenger RNA. The record is from RefSeq and is a predicted model, not a curated record. Lineage: Eukaryota; Viridiplantae; Streptophyta; Magnoliopsida; Malvales; Malvaceae.